Rhineura floridana is the source of this 5382-nucleotide messenger RNA. RefSeq names its product semaphorin 4D (gene SEMA4D). Gene Ontology annotation, molecular function: chemorepellent activity; semaphorin receptor binding. The transcript is spliced from 22 exons. Bases 1313 to 3934 code for a protein of 873 amino acids. Gene Ontology annotation, biological process: ossification involved in bone maturation; semaphorin-plexin signaling pathway; negative regulation of axon extension involved in axon guidance. Lineage: Eukaryota; Metazoa; Chordata; Lepidosauria; Squamata; Rhineuridae. The record is from RefSeq and is a predicted model, not a curated record.
CGUUGGCCAGGGUAUCCCCUCCCCCUGGAGCGGCUGGCUAGAAGGCAAUAACGCUUCUCGCUGUUGCAUUGCUUGCAUUGCUAGCUUUGCCUCCUCCCCCCCCCUCCAGCAGCCGCCAUACUGUGGGGCAACCCAAACUUGUUACACAUUGGCACCAACUCCUCCUCCUGCUGCUGCCGCCGCCGCCCCCAUUUCGGUUCCCAUCAGCUGCGGCUGAGAACACGGCAAAAGGCCAGCGAACCUGUUCCUCGGGAGGAAUAAACAAAAAGAGGCUAACGAAGUUGGAGAUAACAGCACUAGCAGGAAUACAGUGAAUCCCAUAAAAAGUCUUCUGAUCUUCAUGAACCACAGAAGGCUUUUGCUUCAGACUGUGUAAAGAAUAGUGUGAGUCCCUACAGUUCUUUACUGUACAAGAAACUGAAAGCAUUGGUAUUUGUGUAAUUCUGCAUGAGGAGAGCAAUUGCAAGAAGCCAGUCCUCUUUCAGAAGAAUUAAAUGAGGGGAAGUAGGCAGCCAUAUGCAAAUCAAGGAUAUAAAGUACUGAAGAUAUCUGGACUACCUUGUUGGACCUAAUUUGCUAUGCUGUAAAGAAAACAGAUACUUUAAAUAGUUAAUUCCUUGGAAGAAAAAUUAAAAAGUACCAAAUGGUGACAGACAUCUCCCCAAGAAUGCUGAGGACCUUGUUGCAGCACUUUCCACAAUGUAAAUAGGUUGUUUUUACAUGUGAUACGGUUUUAUAUCUAUAAACUACCUUGAGAAGUGGGGUUGAACGGUGGGACAUAAAUAUUGUUGCCUGAAGAGCUGGAGCUACAUGGAGAUAUGCAGAUGUACCAGUUAUGAGCAAAAGAAUUAAAAACCAACAAUAUAAAGUAUACAGUAAAAGUCCAGGAAACAGUAGCAUGAUGCUUGGAGGCGAGGUGGUGAUGGCGGCAGUGGCACGUGAGGCGCCUUAGGUACCUGGUGGUGGCAGUGUGGUAGUGCAAGCAGCGUGCAGACAAGAUACAUAUGGUUCCAAAGCGGUCACCCAUCCAUGGACCGACCAGCCCCAAAUCUGUUUAGCUUCAGCAAGCUUUAUAUACCACGCCAGCUAAUCAGAAGCAUGUGCUUAAGAAGCAGAAGAGUUGCUGAGGCUCAUUCUGGAAAUCCUUUUAGUUCACUAUCUUGGCAAAUAUAUGUUUAUUGGGAGAAGUGAUCUGUCAGAUAAUAGACAUUCAGAAAUCCCCUUGCAAAGGAAGCAGCUGCAUAUUCAUUUAAUUUGAAGAUGCAUAUAUUUUCACAAACUCUCUGAAUUCAAAGGACAUUUCUUCUGCCAAAUGAACUUUUGCUGCUUUAGUUACCCAUGCUUCCAUAGAAAAAAGACACUUAAUAUGGCUCUCGUUCUAUAUGGAGCUGCGAGUUUAUUUCUUGGAAUGGCAACAGCAUUUGGUCCAGUGCCCCGGAUUACUUGGGAACACAAAGAAGUUCAUCUAGUAUAUUUUCAAGAGCCAGAAACAUUUAACUACUCAACCUUGUUGCUAAGUGAAGACAAGGAUGUUUUAUACGUAGGAGCUAGAGAAGUGAUCUUUGCACUAAAUGCAUUGAAUAUUUCUGAAAAAAGGCAAGAGGUGUUUUGGAAGGUCACGGAAGACAAAAAAACCAAAUGUGCAGAAAAGGGCAAAUCCAAACAGACAGAGUGCCUUAACUAUGUCCGUGUCUUACAACAGCUGGAUGAUACUUUGCUGUAUGUAUGUGGAACUAAUGCAUUUCAGCCCGUCUGUGAUCAUUUGAACCUGACAUCAUUUAAACUUAUGGGUAGAAAUGAUGAUGGUAAAGGAAGAUGUCCAUUUGAUCCUGCACAAAGUUAUACAUCAGUUAUGGUUGAUGGGGAUCUUUACUCUGGAACGUCUUACAACUUCUUGGGAAGUGAGCCAAUUAUUUCUAGGAACUCGCUGCAAAACCCUUUAAGGACAGAAUAUGCAAUUCCUUGGCUUAAUGAACCAAAUUUCAUUUUUGCUGAUGUCAUAAGAGCUGGUCCAGACAAUCACAAUGAGGAGGAUGACAAAGUAUAUUUCUUUUUUACUGAGGUGUCUGUGGAAUAUGAAUUUCUUGGCAAGCUGAUGAUUCCAAGAAUAGCUAGAGUUUGUAAGGGGGAUCAAGGGGGACAUAGAACUUUGCAAAAAAAAUGGACCUCGUAUCUCAAGGCGAGAUUGCUGUGUUCUGUACCAGAUAAAAAUUUGUUUUUCAAUAUUGUCAAUGAUGUCUUUAUCCUGAAGCCUCCAAAUUCAAAGGAGACAGUGAUUUAUGGGGUUUUUUCCCCACAAUUGAAUAAUGUGGGGCUAUCAGCAGUGUGCGCCUACAACAUCUCCUCAGUGGAGGAUGUUUUUGCCAAAGGGAAGUACAUGCAGAGCACCACAGUUGAGCAGUCCCACACGAAAUGGAUGCGAUACAAUGGAGAAAUUCCUAAUCCCCGGCCUGGAGCAUGUAUAAACAAGGAGGCAAAGUCAGACAAUUUCAAGACUACACUCAGCUUACCCGACAAAACGCUACAGUUUGUCAAAGACCAUCCUCUGAUGGAUGACUCUGUGACCCCAAUAGGAGACAGGCCAAGACUGGUAAAGCGUGAUGUAAAGUAUACACAGAUUGUGGUAGAUCAAGUCCGAGCACUGAAUGGCACUUUGUAUGAUGUCAUGUUCAUCAGCACAGAUCAAGGAGCUCUUCACAAAGCAAUCAGUUAUGAAAAUGGAAUGCAUAUUAUUGAAGAAACUCAACUCUACCCAAACUUUGAGCCCAUUCAAACUCUGUUGCUUUCUUCAAAAAAGGGCAAGCAGUAUCUGUACACCGGGUCCAAUGCUGGAGUUGUCCAGUCUCCUGUUGCAUUUUGUGACAAGUACAGCAGCUGUGUGGACUGUGUCCUGGCAAGAGAUCCAUACUGUGCUUGGAAUCCCCAUGAAUCUCUUUGUGUUGAUAUCUUCAAAGAAAGUGAGGCUGAAAGGGACUGGAUUCAGAAUAUAGGCGGAGAUGCCUCUUCCUGUGCUGAUAAAGUAAGAGAGCAUUCUCUGCAGCACACUUUCAAGCACGGCAGCACUGCAGAGCUAAAGUGUUCUCAGAAGUCCAACCUGGCCCAAGUGGUUUGGAAAUUCAAGGAUGAUGUGCUAAAGGUGGAGAGUCCUAAGUACCGUCUUCUGGAGAAAGCGCUGCUGAUAUUCAAUUUGUCUGAAAGCGACAGUGGCAUUUAUCAAUGCCUGUCGGAAGAAAAAGUGAAGAAUAAGAAGUUUUCACAAGUGUUAGCUAAACAUAUUUUGGAACUGAAAAAAAUCCAGCACACCACUCUGAGCCCAUCCCAACCAACCACACGGACAGAAGGUAAUGGGGAAGCACCCAAAAUGUCACCUUUAGCUACCCAGGACUCAGCUGCUCACACUUCGACUGCCCCAAUUGUGCCAAUCACAACACCCAGGAUAGUAAUAAAUCCCAUUGUCCCCAAACUAGUGAGCACUGCUCCUGACGUUGAACUCUUGAACUCGCCUCCUGAGGUCUCUGCCAAGACAAUGUUUCUAAAGUCAAAUGAUAAUUGCCUUUUGAUGUUUCUCUUUCUGUUCUUUUUUGUGCUCUUCCUGUGUCUCUUUGCUUACAACUGUUACAAAGGGUAUUUACCAGACCAAUGUCUCAAGUUUCGUUCUGCUAUGUUACUUGGGAAGAAGAAGUCCAAGGCAGAUUUUUCUGAUUGUGAGCAAAGCGUGAAGGAGACCCUGGUGGAGCCAGGCAGUCUCCUGACCCAAAGUGGAGAACAUCCAAAGCCAGCACAUGACACCGGAUAUGAGACUGAAGCAGACUAUGGAAAUGGACAUGUUCAACAUGAUGAGAAUCAUUCACAGUCUUACAAAGAAGUCAAGGACAAGCCUUUUGACGUUAAGUGUGAACUGAAAUUUGCUGAUUCUGAUGCUGAGGGUGAUUAAAGGAGAAAGUCAUCACCUUCCGUAAUGAAAAGUACUGCCAUUCUGGAUCAUUUGUUUUUGAACGCAUAAGUUUUAGAUGUGAUAACUGGGCCAGAAAGGGCUACGUGUUCACAAUUUUAUAAGUGACACAUUGUCAUUUCAUAUGUGGAAAGACCAGAAAGAAAUCCUGCAUUUUCUGAAAACCAUUCUGUAACACAUUUUUAUGGGUUUUUUAAUUUUAUUUUAAAUAGCCAGUUAUGGGUUCACAUUGUGAGCUUCUGAGCUUCCCCCCACUCCCCAGCUGAGGAUGAUUUAACACUUGCACAUACUGACUGUUUUAAUUAAACCCUUUUUCACAGAAGGUAAAAUUAACUCUUAUUGCAGAGCCAUGCCAAAAAGGAUUUAAGUAGCUCCAGCCUGCACGUAUUUAACUGCCAUAAAAAAUUAAUUUCAGUUUAAUUCCAAAUUGGAAAUGAUGUUUAGUUUAUCAGAUUGGUAAAUAAUAGCCUUUUUGUCCAGAUUGGGACUUUUCUUUGGAUCUAGUGGUUUUACUCCAUUAGUUGUAUUUGUCUGGUAGUGUUAGCUAGUGAAAGAAAUGUUGGAUGUUUCCAAAACUGUUUGUGUACCUUUUUAGAAUAUGAUGUAUUCUAGAUUUGCAUAAGGUUCUCAGGGAUAAGCUUUGGUUAAAUGCUUUUUGUUUGUUUUUGUUUUAGAGACAUGGAUGUGGUAAUCAUUUUGAGAGCUUAAUGUUCAUUUUUGGGUUAUGGGGAGGUUAGCUUUAGAAGGUAGAUUUUUUCAAAAAGUUGUAAACUGCCACAUUAACUGGAUUUUAUGGAUUUAUUCUAAGAUUUUUAAAAGUAGAUAAUUGUGGACAAACAGUAGUCACUGAACCACGUCAGUGUGAGAGGCAGUGCAGAACUUGGCAAACAUUUGAUGGACCUCUGAAAAGAGGCUGUUGAGCAUACGAUUCCUUUUACAACUUUUUUCACAGUUGGGAAGCAAUCAGAUUCCACCCUCUCCCGCCUCUAUAAUCAACUUUGCCAAAUAUUUUCACAUUUUCUUUACAACAUCCACUAACGUUUUCCAAAAAGGCACCUGGAGAAAGAAACCUGCGAUGAGCAGAAACUGCCCAAAGGGUCAGCCGCUUUAUCUCUCCUGGGACUCAGAUACAAUGUGGUUCACAACUGCACUAUUUGUAAAACGCCCGAGUGCUGUACAGUUUUGAAUACUUGUCUCUCACUGUCUUAGUGUCUUCAUGUAAAUAUGGUUACAGAGGCCGCUCACCGCUGAAUCAGCAAAAUGUCCAAGGCUCCUUUUUCUUCGUUAAUGUUGAAAUCUUCCCCAACACCGAUUAGACGGUCUUAGUGUGAACUGUUUUAUAUUUUGUAUGGUUCAGUUUGCUUUUAUUUUUCUAUUUUUAAUUAUGUGUAUAUGAAAAAGUACUGAAAUAAAUAUUGAAGUUCAUUGUA